Myzus persicae (green peach aphid) is the source of this 1649-nucleotide messenger RNA. RefSeq names its product DNA-3-methyladenine glycosylase-like. NCBI's taxonomy places the organism in Eukaryota, Metazoa, Arthropoda, Insecta, Hemiptera, Aphididae. The transcript is spliced from 3 exons. Gene Ontology annotation, molecular function: DNA binding; alkylbase DNA N-glycosylase activity. Bases 194 to 892 code for a protein of 232 amino acids. The record is from RefSeq and is a predicted model, not a curated record. Gene Ontology annotation, biological process: base-excision repair.
UUGUGCCGUUACUCAGUAGUCGUUUGUGAUAAAUAUUUUUUAAAUUUUCAUUUUUGCAUGUUUUUUAUUAAUUUAUCUGCACCGACUGUACGCUAGUUAAUAUAACCCAAUUUUAUUUAUUAAAUGUCUAUUAUUAGUAUUAGGUAUACAAAGUACAAACCAAUAAUUAUUAUUUUAUACUAAGACAAAACAAAUGUUUACCUAUAUAAUAAGUUACAUCAAGAAACGAUUGAAUGCUCAGUUUUACGAAACACCGUGUGAAGAAUUGGCCAUGAGUUUAUUGGGCAAAGUACUUGUCAGACGACUGGAUGAUGGUCCCAUUAUUAGGGGUAGGAUUGUUGAAACAGAAAGCUAUCUGGGCCAUGAUGAUGCUGCUUCUCUAUCAUUUAAAGGAAAAGUUACACCUCGAAAUGAACCUAUGUUUAUGAAACCAGGAACAGCUUUUGUUUAUAUGACAUAUGGAAUGUACCAUUGCUUUAAUAUUUCUAGCAAAGGAGACGGUGCUUCCGUUUUGUUAAGGGCGGUAGAACCUUUGGAUAAUUUGAACACUAUGACAUCUCUACGAAAACAAUUUAGAAAAUGUUCAAAAACAGUGAUGACUAAUAAAGAUUUAUGCAAUGGCCCUGCAAAGUUAUGUAUAAGCUUUGCUAUUGAUAUAAAAUCUUGUAAUAAACAAGAUUUGACUUCAUGGGAUGGAAUGUGGGUAGAAGAAGAUGAAAAUAGUAAGUUAAUCGACACAAUCGUUUGUUCGCCAAGAAUAGGUAUUAAAUGUGAAAAAAUGUGGCAAGAUAAAUUCCUUAGAUAUUAUAUUCGCGAUAAUCCUUGCGUUAGUAAGAUAGAAAAAACUAAAAUGAAUGAACUGAAAUAUUCACAAAUCGAAAAUAUAAAAUAAAAAUAACUUAUAAGUACAUAUUAUAUAACAUGUUGUAACUUUAAAUGUACUCAAUUAUUUUUAUGUUUUUAUUCUUUAUUACCCUUGCAAUGAAGUGAAGUGAAAGAAGCAAAUGAAGUAAUGUUAGUUUAUUUAUUACUGUUGUAAACCCCUGAAUAAUUUUCUAUUAUAGUAUGUUCUCAGUCGUAUUUCCACAGGGCAUUAUACAUAACGUGUGUUUAAGAAGAGCAUUUUAUAUUUUUUGUACAAUUAGUAAAAGUUAAAACCAGUGAUAAAGCCUAAAUAAUUAAAAACCUAGUCGUUUGUUAAAUUUAUUUGUGUUGGAACCACGGUUUCAUAACAUUGCCUAUUGGAUAUUAUAUUAACGAAGUAGUACCUAAUAAUUAUUUUGCCAAGCAUAAGAAAUAAAUCAAAUAAGUUAAGUUAUUCUGAUCUAAAAAUUAUCUUACGCUGUGGCGUAGUAAUAUUCACAAUUCUAUUUUAGUAUUUCAUAAAUCAUACAUAAAUGUCAAUGUAAUCUGAAGUACAAUAAUAAUACCUUUUUGUUUAUUCAAUGGUUAAAAAUACUAAUAAUGGUUUAUAUUAACACUAAUUAAUUAACAUAAAAAUCAGCUACGUUAAUAAAAAUGUACAUAGUACAUAUUGAUAUUAUUUUCAAUCGAUUCAUCACAAAUACGGUUUCUAGUUCAUUAUGUACUUUAUUGUUGACCGUUACACACUAUAUAUCUAUUUAUAUAAUGUCAAGAUCUAAAAUAUG